UCCACCACGAGUCUGACUAUGGCCUUGGGCACAGGGGCAUCUCCACAGCAGACAUGGCCAGCAAGAAAGCAAAAGGCAAAGCUGCUGCCAAACGCACCCAGAGGGGCUCCUCCAACGUCUUCUCCAUGUUUGAACAGUCACAGAUCCAGGAGUUUAAGGAGGCUUUCAGCUGCAUCGACCAGGAUAGAGACGGCAUCAUUAAAAAGCAGGACCUUAAAGAAACCUACGCACAGCUAGGGAAGCUGAACGUGAAGGAUGAGGAGCUGGAGGAGAUGCUAGCUGAAGGAAAAGGCCCCAUCAACUUCACUGUCUUUCUUACACUCUUUGGAGAGAAACUCAAUGGUACUGAUCCGGAAGACACCAUUCUGAAUGCAUUCAAGCUCUUUGACCCAGAUGGCACGGGUUUUGUUAACAAGGACGAACUAUACUGGUCAUUCAAGAAGUGGUUCGUGUUCCUUUGCCUGAAAGGUUUCGGCGGCUGCUGAUGAACCAGGCUGACAAAUUUUCACCUGACGAGGUGGACCAGGCUUUCUCUGUGGCACCGAUUGACGCAACUGGAAAUAUCGACUACAAAUCUUUGUGCUACAUCAUCACACACGGAGAUGAAAAAGAGGAAUCAUGAGGAGAGACAAAGCAAUCAGUCCUUCAGACUACAAAGUGCUAAGAUGCUAAUGCGGACUGUAAUCUACAAACUGAAUGCAAUAAAUGUUAUGGCUACAAUAAACUCAGGUGUCACAUUGUUUUGCCACUAGUGACAAAAUACAUACCCACUAUAUCUCAGCUGCUUGCUUCAGAACAUUCAAGGGCAUUGUUUGUUCUUCAUUAAUAGCCCGGUGUUUGCUAGGUGAGAAUGUACCAGGUCGAGUAGGGCCGGGCAACUGGAAUAUUUUUCUGGUGUUGGGUCUGCGUCACAGACACAACACAAGUCAGACACAAGGAGAUGUCGCUUAACUCUUGUGUUAGAAAAACUGACAUAUAUAAUAAGAGGGAAAACCAAAGACUUCUUUGACUUAUGGGGAAGAUUUUUACAAUUUGUAUCUAUGUGAGGUAGGAUAUGAAUACAGAGGAGAAGACUGUGUUUCUAGAGACGGACUAUUGUGUUUUUGAUGCUCUUGUGCUCCACCAGCUUGAUUGAUGUUAAUGUUAAUGAAUCUCUAGAUGUCUAGUGA
This is a messenger RNA of Paramormyrops kingsleyae, 1169 nucleotides long. RefSeq names its product myosin, light chain 7, regulatory (gene myl7). NCBI's taxonomy places the organism in Eukaryota, Metazoa, Chordata, Actinopteri, Osteoglossiformes, Mormyridae. Gene Ontology annotation, molecular function: calcium ion binding. The record is from RefSeq and is a predicted model, not a curated record.